This is a messenger RNA of Patella vulgata (common limpet), 1958 nucleotides long. RefSeq lists its product as uncharacterized. The coding region runs from base 117 to 1937 and encodes 606 amino acids. The record is from RefSeq and is a predicted model, not a curated record. The transcript has 12 exons. Gene Ontology annotation, molecular function: calcium ion binding. NCBI's taxonomy places the organism in Eukaryota, Metazoa, Mollusca, Gastropoda, Patellidae.
CGUGAUUAAGACUCGAUACGUGUAAAAUAUUGCACGUGCGUUAAAAAUUGAGUUGUGUCUGUCACCGCGCUGGAUCUCUGAAAAAAGAUCGAAGGACUAUUCGUCAAGGGAACACCAUGAACACCGGUGUCCUUUUGACUAUAUCUAUUGUAAUCUGUUCCUAUUAUGACACGGUACACGGAGAUACAUACGGUACUCCUUUAGAGCUAGGACCAUUGCCUCCACUUUCUGCAGGGGCAAAAUCAAUAUAUAUUCUUGAUGGAAUACCAUUACCAGACGGUCAAGUAACCGCUUUUAAGGUUUAUUACGAUACUAAACGUGGACGAAGAACAACCUUUCGUCUUCAGAUUUACCGCCAUGAACCACAAAACAAUAAAUUACAGUAUACUUUAAUAGGAGAGAAACGAGUAACAGACGUACCAUCUGAUUUUCAAGGAACACGUGAGAUACCUCUAGACCCCAGUGAAUAUAUUCAAGCUAGACGAGAUGAUAAACUUGGUAUUUUAAAUGAAGAAGGUCACAUGUGUUUAUCAUGGAAGAUAGAUUCUAAUUCUACUUAUGAGAUCCGUUUUCUACACUAUAAUAUGAUGCCUGCUAUAAAUUCGACUGUUACCUUCAAUAAAAUUGAACAACCAGAAGCAUUUGCCGUGGCCGUGGUGAUCAAUCCAAGUAACCAGCCGCAACCAUUGCCAACUACAACUACUACAAGACGUACCACAACUACUACACGACCUACUACUACACCCAAACGAAAUAUUGUGAUCAGAGACCCCCGAGAUCUCGUGGGGGCCACGGGAGAAAGAGGACCUUUGGGACAGAAGGGUGAGAAAGGGUCCAUUGGACCGAAAGGGGAGAGAGGUGGACGAGGUGAUCAGGGAGAUAGGGGUGAUAAAGGUAAUAAAGGGGAGAGGGGUAUAACUGGUGUAACAGGACCGAGGGGAGAUGUUGGUAUCCAGGGUCCUAUAGGAGUAACUGGACCUAGAGGAUAUAAUGGUUUUACUGGCGAAACUGGUCCCCGAGGAUACAAAGGUGACCGAGGUGAAAAGGGAUACAGAUCUGAAAAAGGUGAUAAAGGUGCGCAAGGUGGUAUAGGACCAGGUGGUGAAGAUGGCCAACCUGGUCUGAAGGGAGAUGUUGGACCACGUGGUGAUAGAGGUUUUAGAGGUUAUACUGGACCCUUUGGUGCCACAGGGGAACGGGGUAUAAAAGGGGAUCGUGGUGUGGUUGGACCAAGGGGUCACACCGGGGUUACUGGACCUGCUGGACUCACGGGACCUACUGGACCAACAGGGUCUGCGUUUGCAGAUGUAAAUGAAUGUAGUAAUUCGGGUUGUUCACAUGGCUGUGUUAAUACAUUAGGUAGUUAUUAUUGUACAUGCAAUAGUGGAUAUGUUCUUAAAAAACCUGAAAAUAAAACGUGUAUAGACACAGAUGAAUGUGGAGUAUUUAAUGGUGAAUGUCAACAUACCUGUAAGAAUAAUAUAGGAUCGUAUGAAUGUAUAUGUAUAACUGGUUAUAAAGUUGCACCUGACAGAAGAACAUGCCUUGAUAUUGAUGAAUGUAAAACUGAUGAUGGUGGGUGUGAUGAUGAUCAGAAAUGUAUUAAUACGCCAGGAAGCAGACGAUGUAUACCCAAAGUGGCAGAAUUCGUAUUAUUAACAGGAGCUCAGGCUUCCGCAGCUGCCCAAGUAAAUUGUGAAACAGAUAAUGGAUUAUUAAGUCGAAUGACUAUGAUAGGAUUUAUAGUCUGGAUGAUUAUACUAAGUAUUCUUAUUGUUAUUAUAUUAAUCUGUCUAUUUAUACGAAGAAAUAAACGUAAAGAGGAUUACAGAUAUCGAGAUGACGCAAGCAGACGAUAUUCUGAAGCCUGGGAUGAUCAAAGGUCCCAUAAAAGCGCCCCAUACUCAAGUCGUUUGCCAGAAGUCAACUAUUAUUAAAACAUACACAUUAUUAAAUUU